Messenger RNA from Hirsutella rhossiliensis, 1725 nucleotides. Its product is annotated as WD domain, g-beta repeat domain-containing protein. The coding region runs from base 1 to 1725 and encodes 574 amino acids. Gene Ontology annotation, molecular function: protein binding. The record is from RefSeq and is a predicted model, not a curated record. Lineage: Eukaryota; Fungi; Ascomycota; Sordariomycetes; Hypocreales; Ophiocordycipitaceae. The transcript has 5 exons.
AUGUCCAUGUACUCGCAUCGCGGCAUGGGGGCCGUGCCCCCUGGCAAUUCGGCUCGUCUCAACGAGCUACUCGAUCAGAUCAGAGCCGAGUUCGAGACGCAGCUACGCCAGACCGAGGGGUUUGAACACCAGAUCUCCGCCCAAGUCAGCGAGAUGCAGCUUGUUAGAGAGAAGGUGUACGCGAUGGAACAAACACACAUGACUUUGAAGCAAAAGUAUGAAGAAGAAAUCAGCAUGCUCCGGCAUCAGCUCGAGGCUGCCCGCAAGGGUGGUCCCCAGCCAGGCAUGCCCGGCCCCCCUCAGCAUCCUGGCCCAUCUCAGCAGCCCCCCUCGAUCGCCCCCGGAAAUGGCCUCUUCAGCGGCAUCAUGGCCGGAGGAAACCAGGCCGGCCUCGCUCCGCCGCAACAACAUCCCCCGCCGCAGGAGCAGCAGCCUCCUUACCAGCAAGCUUACCCCCAAGGGCCCGUCUCGAAUGGCAUGGGGCCUCAGCCACCGCAGAGCACGGCGUCGCCCGGCCCGGGCAGGCGAGGCGUAGGCCGCCCCCCGAACGCAGUCGGCCCAGCUACCCCGCAAAUCAACACCCCGGUUCCGUACCCGGGAAACGCGCAAUCGCCCCAGGUCAGCCACCCGACGCCAGACCACGCCCGCAUGGGCGGCCCUCGAGCGCCGCCGGUCGGCAACUCACUGGGCGACCUUGAGGUUGACGCUGUGGCGCCACACAACAAGAAGACGGGAAGCGACUGGUACGCCAUUUUCAACCCCCAGGUCCAGCGUGUACUCGAUGUCGACCUGGUCCAUUCCCUCACCCACGAGAGCGUCGUAUGCUGCGUGAGGUUCAGCCAUGACGGCAAGUAUGUCGCCACAGGUUGCAAUAGAUCUGCACAGAUCUUCGAUGUCCAGUCUGGCGAAAAGGUCUGCGUUCUGGAGGACCACAACGCCCAGGACAUGACUGCCGAUCUCUAUAUUAGGAGUGUCUGCUUCAGCCCAGAUGGACGUUAUCUUGCCACGGGCGCAGAGGAUAAGCUGAUUAGGGUGUGGGACAUCCAAUCGAGAACCAUCCGCAACCAUUUCGCGGGUCACGAGCAAGACAUUUACUCCCUCGAUUUCGCCCGCGACGGCCGCACCAUCGCGUCCGGUAGCGGUGAUCGUACCGUGCGACUCUGGGAUAUCGAGCAGGGCACCAACACGCUGACGCUCACCAUUGAGGAUGGCGUCACGACAGUCGCAAUGUCACCCGACACGCAAUACGUGGCGGCCGGUUCCCUAGACAAAAGCGUCCGCGUGUGGGAUAUCCACACCGGGUUCCUUGUCGAGCGCUUGGAAGGCCCUGAUGGCCACAAGGACUCGGUCUACUCGGUGGCCUUUUCCCCUAACGGCAAGGACCUCGUCAGCGGCAGUCUCGACCGAACAAUCAAGAUGUGGGAGCUGAGCUCUCCGCGCGGCGGCGGCAACGCAGGGCCCAAGGGAGGCAAGUGCGUCAAGACGUUUGAAGGUCAUAGGGAUUUUGUGCUCUCAGUCGCCCUAACGCCCGAUGCCAAUUGGGUCCUGUCAGGAUCUAAGGACCGUGGGGUCCAGUUCUGGGAUCCUCGGACUGGAACGACGCAGUUGAUGCUCCAGGGACACAAGAAUUCCGUCAUCUCGGUGGCGCCGAGUCCGCAGGGCGGAUACUUUGCGACAGGGUCGGGCGACAUGAAGGCUCGCAUCUGGUCCUACCGCCCGUUUUAG